AUGGAAAGGUACAAGGUAAUCAAGGAAGUUGGUAAUGGAUCUUUUGGGGUUGUUUGGAGGGCGUUGAAUAAACAAAAUGGUGAAGUGGUUGCGAUUAAAAAAAUGAAGAGGAAGUAUUAUUCAUGGGAAGAAUGCAUAAAUCUGAGAGAAGUAAAGUCACUUCGUAAAAUGAAUCAUCCAAAUAUUGUGAAGCUGAAAGAAGUGAUCAGAGAAAAUGACAUCUUAUACUUUGUGUUUGAGUACAUGGAAUGCAGUCUUUAUCAACUUAUGAAAGAUAGACUGAAGCUUUUUUCAGAAACUGAUAUUAGAAAUUGGUGCUUCCAAGUUUUUCAAGGUCUUGCUUAUAUGCAUCAACGUGGUUUCUUCCAUCGUGAUCUUAAGCCUGAAAACUUUCUUGUUUCUAAGGAUGUAAUAAAGAUAGCUGAUUUUGGUCUUGCUCGUGAGAUUGUUUCCCAACCACCAUACACCGAGUAUGUUUCAACCCGCUGGUAUCGUGCCCCUGAGGUUCUUCUUCAGUCACCAACAUAUGGUUCUGCAGUUGAUAUGUGGGCAAUGGGAGCAAUCAUGGCUGAACUAUUUACUCUCAGACCACUUUUCCCAGGUUCAAGUGAAGCGGAUGAAAUUUAUAAAAUCUGCAAAGUGAUAGGAAGCCCAACAGAAAGCUCAUGGGCUGAAGGACUUGAGCUUGCAACUACUGUCAAUUAUCAAUUUCCAGAGCUUGCAGGCGUAAAUCUCUCUGCACUCGUACCAUCUGCAAGCAAAGAUGGAGUCAAUCUGAUUUCAUCACUAUGUUCUUGGGAUCCAUGUAAGAGGCCAACAGCCAUGGAAGCUCUUCAGCAUCCUUUCUUUCAGAAUUGUUACUAUGUUCCACCUUCUCUUCGCCCUAAAUCCACCAUUGCUAAAACACCUCCAUCUGCUGGCUUAACUACAAAAAGAGCUGUGGAACAGAAAUGUGCCAAGAAAUAUCCUCUACCCAAUUCCAAGCCAAAUAUUACUCCGUCUGCCAAAAUGCAUUCAUCUCUAAAUUCAGGUGUGCAACGAAGACUGGAAUUGAAUCGACAAGAUGGAGUAAAUGAAAAGACAAAUAAGAUCUCAUCUUCCACCAAACAACAACCAAAAUAUCAGCCACCCAUUAAAAACAAUAUUAAUAAUCCAAGAGUAGGAGGGGUGUAUAUGGGAAAAGGAAGAGUUGGUGAAAAAUUUGGAAACAUGACGAUUGGAAGUGGAAGAGGGAAACCUUCACCACCACCAAUGAAGGCUGGAAUGGCAAAUGGUAGAUCCGAUUUGUUUUCUGGAAGGUCACAGGGGUAUAGUAGCAAGGUGGCAGGAUAGCUAUAAAUAAUAUUGACAUAUUUACCCCUUUGGUCUUGUAAUGUGUUUGGGGUUCAAAGGUCAACUCUGGAAAUAAGUGGUUUGGUUUUUUAUGUUUUAAAACUGUCAUGUCGUGUCGUGUCGUGUUGGUUCUGUUUUUUCUAUAUGAAAUUAUGUUUGAAUAUGGUUUCAAAACAAGAGAAUUUAAAGGUUUAGAAAAUAUUAUUAUAUGAAGGGAAUAAUAAUAAUUAAUCUUCACUCUUUACCAAAUAAGUGAAGAAAGAGAUUUAUAUGUUUGUCUACAUUUCCUCUUAUACAAUGUUGUAACAAUUUUCAUGAUUAUCUGUUACUAUUUUGCCACUAUAUUGGUCAACCAAUCUUUGCUCCUCACAAUAGACCUGGCAACAAUUUGUGUUUGCUGUGUAUACGUGUCAGAACACUGUAUGAAUUGUAAAAUGUGUCUUUGGCAUCAAACAUGAGCACAUGUAAUUAAUUCAGUGUGAUGCGACAUGUGACAUGAU
Molecule: messenger RNA, 1832 nt
Organism: Lactuca saligna
Lineage: Eukaryota; Viridiplantae; Streptophyta; Magnoliopsida; Asterales; Asteraceae
Source: the annotation of a GenBank genome assembly